Myotis daubentonii (Daubenton's bat) is the source of this 7990-nucleotide messenger RNA. It is a transcript of the gene RAB21, whose product is annotated as RAB21, member RAS oncogene family. Gene Ontology annotation, biological process: Rab protein signal transduction. NCBI's taxonomy places the organism in Eukaryota, Metazoa, Chordata, Mammalia, Chiroptera, Vespertilionidae. The record is from RefSeq and is a predicted model, not a curated record. Gene Ontology annotation, molecular function: GTP binding; GTPase activity.
ACGUGACCCGGAGUGUGACGUAGGAGGAAGGAGACGCCAUUAGAGGGAGGCGGAGAAGGAGCGCUCUUCUCCUUUCGUGGGGUGCCUGACGUGGUGGCCGGGGCCCUUCAUUCUCGGACUUUCUAUCGGCCCCUCCAGGCCUCGCCCCAGGAGACGAGCUAGCAGACGGCGCCCGGGGUCGGCGGGCCGGGGCGGAGGGGCCUGUGCCCGUGGCUGUGAGGGCGCCGCGGCGGCCGUGCGGAGCUCGGCGCUGCUCUAGGGCUCGGGCGGCCGGGGAGCGGGGUGCGGCGGGAUGGCUGCGGCCGGCGGCGGGGCGGCGGCGGGGCGAGCCUACUCGUUCAAGGUGGUGCUGCUGGGGGAAGGCUGCGUGGGGAAGACGUCGCUGGUGCUGCGCUACUGCGAGAACAAGUUCAACGACAAGCACAUCACCACUUUGCAGGCAUCAUUCUUAACAAAGAAGUUAAACAUUGGUGGAAAAAGAGUAAACCUUGCUAUAUGGGAUACAGCAGGUCAAGAGAGAUUCCAUGCAUUGGGUCCAAUUUACUACAGAGAUUCAAAUGGAGCUAUUUUAGUUUAUGAUAUAACAGAUGAAGAUUCUUUUCAGAAGGUAAAAAACUGGGUCAAAGAAUUGCGGAAAAUGUUGGGAAAUGAAAUCUGUUUAUGUAUAGUUGGUAAUAAAAUAGACUUGGAAAAGGAGAGACAUGUGUCCAUUCAAGAAGCAGAAUCGUAUGCAGAAUCUGUGGGAGCAAAACAUUAUCAUACAUCAGCCAAACAGAACAAAGGAAUUGAGGAACUCUUUCUUGACCUCUGUAAAAGGAUGAUAGAAACAGCACAAAUGGAUGAGAGGGCAAAAGGCAAUGGCUCCAGUCAACCAGGAGCUGCCCGGCGAGGUGUACAGAUUAUUGAUGAUGAACCUCAAGUCCAGAGCAGUGGUGGAGGGUGCUGUUCUUCUGGAUAACUGUUCACGCCUCAGAAAUUAAAACAAACUGUGGAUCAUUGCCCUCAACAUGAAGACUGCCAUAUUCCAAGUCACAUUAUUUUACCAAUGGAAUUAUAGAAUUAACAGUAUUUUAAAUUACGUUUAUAACACUGCAGAGACCUUAAGUGCUAAACUUAGUGGAGUUUGUGACCAGAGAAUUGGCAUUUUCUACAAAUGUUAACAAAGCAAUUACCAAUGGCCUUUUUACAUAUUUUUUUCUUUAAUAAGGAAUAAUAUGCAUGUAGAAAAGACCUACUUAAAGGCUUCAUUUAUAUUCUUUUAAAUCAAAUCUUUAUUUAAUAACUUAUAUAUGUUGUUGGAAUGGUAUACAUUUUGCAGCCCUUUGUAUUUUGUGGUAGUUUGAACUGUAUCACUUCCAAACAGUGAACUGUUUUUGUUUUUGUUUUUUAAUUAGCAAAUACCCGAAGUACUAUUUUUGCAGGGUUUGCACAGGCCCCUAUAACUGUCUACUACUUUGAUAUAAUCUAUAUACAUCCUGUAUGCUGAGCUGGUAAAAUACAUUGUAAAUUACAUAUUAAAUAUUUUAUCUGCUUUUACAAGCGCAAGGUGCAAAAAUAUAUACAAUAGUCUCAUUGAUGACUGUAAAGUGAUUAACAUUUGAUGAUAAUGCCUAAGCUUUCUGACUCUGAUAUAUAAAGAUCAUAGCUCCCUUCACUUUUGUCUUAACUUGAAAGUGGCGUGUUUAAAUUUUCACAAAUACUUUACUUGAAUUAUUGCUGUUGUCACAUGUUUUGGCCUCUGUAAGUUCAACCGAUGAUCGAGCAGCGGCAUUUGCCUUUUGGUUUGGGUUUUAUUUGUUUGUUUGUUUGUUUUUAUAAAAGAGAUGACUUCUGCCAAUUUUGCUCUAGAAUGGUUAUCUUAGAAAUAUUUGAGUGGAGCAUGCUGAGUUUCACUUUUUCAACGGCUUUGGUUUUCUCUUAAGCUUCAUAUGAGAAGGGUUCAUUGAUGUAAGAAGAGAAAAAGGGGUCCCAGACAGUAGCCACUCACCAAGACUAAUUCAUGCAGCAUGUUAGUGGUAGUUUAUGCUCCUGAGACAGCACUUUUAGAUCUUUUGUGAGCAAGUUGUAUUUGCUUAAUGCUUGCCAGAGAUGAACACAGAAAGUUUUGUUUAAUUUUAUAAGAGCUGUUUUGAGUUUCUGUGAAGGGAAACAUUUCAUGAAAUGCAGUUACAGAGAACACUGGAAAGAUUUAUUAUAAAAUUAUAUUCUUGUAUACUUUGUAAAUUAGUCUCUCAUUAGAUUUUUUUUUUUUUCAUUAAGCAUAGGACUGAACUUAAAUUUGUUAAUUUUCAUAUAGUCAGGCACUGCUCACAGAAGGAACACAAAUGGUAGACAUUAACAUAAAUUGUUUUUGCUCUAAUAUAUAUAUUUUUCCAUUUCUGUCAUGCUUGGAAAACUAGUAAAUGUUAUGUCUAAGAUAAAAUGGAAUGGUCCCUGGAUUUACUUCUAAUAAGAAGCAGCAGUAUCCAAUAAAGUUGUUAGCAUGCACAAUUAAGAGGAUAUAAAGAAGUACUACCAUAUUUUUAAGUUAAAAGCUUAAACUUUCCCAAAUGGGUUAAAAGUUGAAUGAAUUGAUUUUAUAAUGUUACAAUUUUUACUUAGUGUUAAGGAUUCUGUGAGCCUUUGCUUUACCAAUUUUUUCUUUUUAAAUUUUUAUUGUUGAAAAUAUUACUUAUCCCCCUUUUCCUCCCAUUGACUUCUUCUAUCCCGCCCCCGCCUCCUGCAUCCUUCACACCCUAUUGCACUUUACCUUUUUUAGUGAUUGUCCUUGCCAAACUCAACAAACACAUUGACCUCUGUUGUGUGUGUUUGGAGGGGAGGGGUGGAAAAAAGUCAGGGAGAUAAGUUAAAAUUGUCUUCGGUGGCUGUACUCUGUGUAGUUUCUCGGUUUUCUGAGAGUUUGAUGUUUAUGCAGGGAAUUGGGGAAGGUUGGGGGAAUCAUGAGUAUAAUAGAGGAAAAUUGUUUUGACUUUCUUUCAGAAGUAAUAAUGAAAGCCUUGCCGUUUCUGCUGUUGUAGAUGGGAAGCAAGCUCUUUUCCAUUGGAGUGAAAAAGGUUUUUUAAAGUAGAGAUGAAAUUGAGCAUUAUUCCAAAAAUAAUAAUGUUACGAAACCUGAUAACUGGAGAACUGUGCUCUCAAUUUUGACCUUUUAAAGUCUAUAUUAUUGGUGGGCCACAACCGCUCUCCCUGUUUUGUUUUGUUUCCUCCCCUCCUCCUCUAUUCUCCCUUGGCUUCUGUGUGUAGCUUUCUUAACAUCAAGCAUUUUAUUCUUUUUUAAACCUGUAAUUUAAGUUAAUCCAAUAGCAACAGUAUAGUAUUCCUGUCCUUGCUCAGAAGCCCCAAAGGUCUUUAGAUAGGAAUAGCGUGAAAGGGAAAUGAAGAAGACCAAUCAGUUGUAAUGGGUAUACAAAGGAAAGGUAGAGAUAAUAGACCAAGGCUGAGAAGUUUAUCCAAUCUUUCUUCACAUUUAAUAUAUAUUUUGUAUUCCUAUUGUUGUAAUUGUGCUAUUAGGAAGAAGACACAAGUUACCAUGUAUAAUAAAAAUAGGUAGAAUCAAUAUAUUUUUCAAAGAGUAAGUGUAUACAUUUAGUAUAUAUAAUUAAAAAUUGGUUUAGUAUUGUUAUUAAAAAUACCUAAUAUUACGUUAAAAGUAUACGAUAAUAAAUGAAGGGUCCCAGGUUCGAUUCUGGUAAAGGCACAUGCCUGGGUUGUGGGCUCGAUCCCCAGUGUGGGGCAUGCAGAACACAGCCGAUCAGUGAUUCUCUUUCAUCAUUGAUGUUUCUAUCUCUCCCUCUCCCUUCCUCUCUGAAAUCAAUAAAAAUAUGUAAAAAAACAAAAAAGUAGGUUGCAAUAAUCUGGAGGUAAAUAGUAAUUUGAAAAGAAAAAAGCAUCAUAUUAUUGGAUAAAUAUGAGUGAAUUUGUUUUGUUCUAGGGAUGUUUCCUGAAAAUACCCUAAAUCUAUGGCUGUUACAGCUAAAUUAAAAUAUUUUUUAUAUAUUAGCCAUAUAUUAUUAGUGAUUACUUUUAAUUUGGCCUUCAGGUAAGAAAGGAAUGAUAAUCACUUUUAGAUUUUCAAUAAGAAAAUAGAAAAUUUGGGAACUAGAGAAGGGGGUAGUGAGGAGUAAAUGUGAACCUCUAUAACCUGACAAUUUUUAAAAGUAUUUUGAAAAAUACGUUACUUUUAUCACAUAGUUUGUAAAAAAGGCAAGCUGUGCAUUGUGCCAAAUAUUUAGAACAUUAAAAAAAAGGAAUUGUGAUGCUAUUUCUUUUAAUACACAAUUUGCAAUUUUCUGUAUUAUAAAUGCUACCAAGAAUCCAGAUCAUUUAUUAUCUCCAGAUAACAUAAUUUCCCCUUGUAAUUACCAGUUAUCUCUAGAAGUGAUUUGAUCUGUGCCUUUUACUUUUCAAAUUUAACUUCUGUUUGCCAUAAUAAUUUUCAUAGGUUCUUUAUAGACAGUGUGACAAAGAGGGAAUACUUAAUUGGAAGCUGUAAGAUGUUGGGAUCUUCUACAAGAGUGUAGAUUAGUAGUGACCAGCAGUAGUCUAACAAUAAUGUCUAAAGAUUAAAGAGACAAUAGAUUCCCCCCUCCCCUUAUAUUUCAUCAACAUUUUCACAAUGAUUUGCUUUAUUUUAUUUUAUUUGGUAUUUUUCUAUUGUUUUUUACAAAUAGUAGUAUAUAUGUCUCCUUUUUUCCCUCCAUUGACCUUCCCCUGGCCUCCCCUACCCCUGGCACAUGCCCUCACUCCCUCCCCCCCCCCCCAAGUGUCUGUGUCCAUUGGUUAUCCUUUCAAUAGAUUCUUAAGUAUUCUUUUGUAAACAAAAUGCAUUACCUAGAUUUUAGUAAUUAAAAGCUGAGAUUCAUUGAACAUACACAUUUACUUGAUUUUAUAAUAGGCAUUGAUUCUAGUAUGUUCUGUAAUUUUUAAUCAACUAACAGUAAUGUAUUUGGUGUUGUGGGCCAAAAUUCAUGCUAUAUCUAUCUUAUUUCAUUGGGUUUUCUCUUUUCAAGAAAAACAGAUUAAUCACAACCAGAGCAAAUUUUCCUAAAUGUAAAUAGUUUAGUCUUAUCAUAUGUCAUGAAAAAAAUUAUAAAUACUCUUGACUUUCCAAUAUCAAGCAAAAAUGCUUCACUUCUAAAUAAAUACUACUUUAGCACUACUUGUACUAUCUGGGGUAUGUAUACAGGGUUCCUCAAAUGUAUACAUAUGUUGAAUGAUUUUGAAGUCAGUGUUUAACAUACAGUUCAUUUUCAGAAUUUAAAAGGAUCUACAGAAAUGAAUAAUUUUUUUUUUUGUCAAUGCAUGUUUUCAAACUGAUGACUUCAUUGCUGCUAAUCCAAGCAAUGGAAUUGCAAAUAUUACGAAUUAUUUUGUUUGGUACUUGUGUGCCCUCAAUUUGGCAACUGUUGUCUGUUUUGUACCGUAAACUUACUUUUAUGUAUCCCCAUUAAAAAAAAGUAUAGUGGCACAUUAGGAUACAUUUUCUUCAAAGUUUAGUCGGCCUUCACCCAUUAUUUCAAAUCGGUUAAACCUGAAAAGGAGUGAAAAUUAAGUGAGUUAUCAGCUGUUAAAGUGUGUAUACAUUUUGGAGGACACCCUAUAUUAUCUCUUUCUGAGAAGCUGAGUGUACUUUUGAGUAUUAACUUUUCUACUGCAACAUUUUCUCUGUAGUAGACAAAUGAGCAUUGCAAGUUAAUAUUACAUGGUACACCUAGCAAGAAAGCAUCUUGCCCUCUUCAGAAGCCUGGACAUAUUUCCAAAUGCAUCACAUUAAAACCAGAAGGUGGGCUUACCUACUUAAAUAACCUUUAUUCCCACUAUCAGUUCUUACCUUGAUUUUGAUAUUUCCUGGCAGCUGUAUCAUCUCUUCAUUAUUAGAUGCUCAAGAAAAAGCUAAUAUGAUUUUCUUAUAUUUGAACUUGUCUAGAGCAAUGAGAGAAAUGAGGGAUAGGGAUAAAGUAUGAUAAUGUUGAAAAAUAGACAACAGUGGUAUUUGGUAGCAAGCUAUUUUAAGGAAGCCAUUAUAUGUAGUACUUCCUAGAAAUGUGAAGUUCUUCAUUUUGUAUUUAAUUAUCUAAAUACAUUCUAGAAAAAAAGAAUAUAAACAUAGAUACUGUGAAAGUGCCCCUUAGGAACUUGCCUCCCAAAUGGUCACCCUUGCUCUCUAAUAUAUACUAUUCAAUUACCUUUUUGCCAUACAUAGUUUAGUUGGGCUUACAAUUUUUACAUGAAUUGUUCUUACUAUGCAUAUGUUUUGCAACUUGCUUUUUUUCUUACCAACAUGCCUAGGAGCUCUUACCCUAUAUAAUAAAACGCUAGUAUGCAAAUCGACAGAACGUCAGAACAACGGGUCGCUAUGACGCUCACCGAUGCAGGAGCUGCCCCCUGGUGGUCAGUGUGCUCCCAUGGGGAGCACCACUAAGCCACAAGUCAGGCUGGUGGCAGUGGGAGCCUCCCGCCUCUGUGGCAGCGCUAUGGAUGUCCGGCUGUGGCUUAAGCCCGCUCUCCCUCAGACAUCCCCUGAGCGCUACCAGACUGCUAAAGUGCGCAGGCCGGACUGAGGUGAUCCCCGCCCCCAAGUGCAUGAAUGUCGUGCACCAGGCCUCUAGUGUCGGUGCAACAGACGUUCAUUUUAUUUUCUCCCAUAUGUCUUUGGGCAUAUUUUGCCUUUUUGAAUUACCUCCAAAAAGAUACCUGGUUAAUUUGGUGGACUUCAUUAGAAUCAUAAAAUUUUAAUGCAAACCAGUGCUUACUUAGAAUCAGUCUCCCUUAAAUGUGUAAAUCAGGAAAUCAAAACGGCAUCUGCUUACAAUUAACUUGAAGUACAUUAUUUUUGGACUGUUGACUGAUUAAAAUAAAAAAAUCAGGAGUUAACUUCAGCAGGUUCUUUAGGUUUUUAUUUGAGGGAAGAGGAAAAAGGGAAGUAUAAUUGUUAGGGAAAAGUACAGGAUAAACUAAAGUCUUCAUACAACUCCUAGUAAUUAUGUCACAUAAGACUUAAUGUUAACAAAAAUUUAAACUUUCAUUUGUCCUGUGCCUUUAGAGUAAAAAAAAUUUAAGUUCCUUUUCAGAUCUCCCUUUCCCCACCAUCUACAUAACUCUUUAGAGGUACCCACUGUUAACAACUUAGGGUGUGUUUGUAUCCUUAUUAUAUAUAAAUGUUUUUAUUAUUUGACCUUUAUAUGUUUCAGUUCCCUGAAAGCAACUUUUACCCUAUGUCAGAUUCCAUCCUCAAUCAACUGACCAUUUUAUCAAGAACAAACCAGAGAAUCCCACCUUAACGAAAGUUAAAUCACUGUUAACAUUUCUUAAACUAGAAAUUAACUGACUCUUUUUUUAUAUAUAUAUAUUUUAUUGAGUUUUCACAGAGAGGAAAGGAGAGAGAUAGUUAGAAACAUUGAUGAGAGAGAAACAUCGACCAGCUGCCUCCUGCACACUCCCCACUGGGGAUGUGCCCGCAACCAAGGUACAUGCCCUUGACCGGAAUCGAACCUGGGACCCUUCAGUCCACAGGCCGACGCUCUAUCCGCUGAGCCAAACCGGUUUCGGCUUAGCUGACUCUUAAGAUGUUUUAUAUUUACGAUAAAUUAAGCUUAAAGAGUAACCAUAGCACUCUGGGAAAGUCAAAUUGAUUAUUGGUUUCUAUUCCCUGUGUAAAUAUGGCUGAGAAGGAGGAGUGUGCAAGUCCAAGCUCCUUAAUACCCAGGUAAUUUUGGGUUGGGCUCAUUCAUUCUCUUGGCAUACUUUCCUACUUGGGGAGCAUUGCAAUGUCCCCAACAAUUACUUCAGAUUCUUCUUUGCAAUAGUUGUCAAAGCAAUAGUUUAGCACAUUAGUGCCAUGACAUAAAGUUACGUGUGUGUGUGCCCCAGAACAACAAUUAUUCAAAUUUAUUCUUAUUUGAUUUUUAAUGAAAACAACUCAGAGAGCAAUUGAAGCACAACUUUCCAUGAUUUUUUAAUUUUCUGGUGGUCAUUUAAAAAAUGUGAAACA